Messenger RNA from Rhinocladiella mackenziei CBS 650.93, 1527 nucleotides. RefSeq lists its product as uncharacterized. NCBI's taxonomy places the organism in Eukaryota, Fungi, Ascomycota, Eurotiomycetes, Chaetothyriales, Herpotrichiellaceae. The transcript is spliced from 2 exons. The coding region runs from base 1 to 1527 and encodes 508 amino acids. The record is from RefSeq and is a predicted model, not a curated record. Gene Ontology annotation, molecular function: monooxygenase activity; heme binding; iron ion binding.
AUGUUCACCGGCCUGGCGUUGCUGUCUAUUUGCCUGCUUAUACUACUUCGCGUGACGUAUACAUAUGUCACAUCUCUCGAAAGAUCUAUACCUGGGCCAUGGCUGGCUCGCUUCAGUCGUCUUUGGUACUUUCUGCAUGUACAAUCGGGAAAUUUUCACCACGAGAAUAUUGCCUUGCACGCCAAAUAUGGCCCCAUCGUCCGCGUUGGUCCCCAUCUCUACUCUAUCAACUAUCCGGACAACAAUGUCUAUGGUAUCGGUUCCAAGUUCAAGAAGAAUGACUGGUAUGAAGGCUGGAAGCAUCCUAGUCCCGACCGCUGGACAUUAUUCCCAGACCAAGACAUCAAGCGCCACGCCGAGACGCGGAAGAAGUUCCAAAACUUAUACAGCAUGAGUUCAUUAGUCUCCUAUGAGAAAUAUGUCGACGAAUGUAUCGAUAUAUUUCUACAGAAGAUGGCGUCUUUUAGCCAAUCGGGCGAAUCAAUCGACAUGGCCCAUUGGUUCCAAUGUUACGCUUUCGACGUCAUGGGAGACAUCACAUAUUCUGAGAGGUUCGGCUUCCUUGACCAAGGAGAGGACAUCGCGGGCAUACUUGUGGCAUUGGACAACUCCAUGGUCUACUCGACAUUGGCGGGCAUCUAUGCCUGGGCUCAUCCGUAUCUCUACGCUAUUAUGGAGAGGAUUCCGGGUUCGGGAGCUGCCGGAAGGAACUUUCUCAUGAAAUUUGUACAACAGAGGAUCGCAGAGAGGAAUCAUGCAAGGGCCAACCUCAGCACAAGCGAGAAGCAGCGACCACUUGACGCUAACGAUGGGACACCCCAAGACUUCCUCGACAAGCUCACCGAUGCUCAUGAACGCGAUCCGCAACGGGUCACACCAUACCAUAUCUUCAUGAUGGGCUUGUCCAAUAUAAUCGCCGGGAGUGACACAACGGCAGUGUCUCUAUCGAGCGUUCUGUACAACUUGGUCACGCACCCGUCAGUUCUAGAAAGGCUGAGGCAAGAAAUCAAGGAGUACGACGCACAAAAAAAUUCAUCCAACGAAUUCAUCCCCUUCAAGGAGGCUCAUAAGAUGCCUUAUCUCCAGGCUGUCAUAAAAGAGGCUCUUCGCCUCCAUCCUGCCACUGGGUUGCCUCUGUGGCGAGUCAUCCCAGAAGGUGGAGCAUUUAUCGCCGGUCGCCAACUUCCAGCAGGAGCCACGGUCGGCAUAAAUAGCUGGGUGGCACAUUACGAUUCCGGUGUUUUUGGACCAGAUGCGGGCACCUUCCGACCAGAAAGGUGGUUGGAAGCUGAGCAAGAGAAGGGGGAACAAUAUCAGAGAAUGGAAGCAAACUAUUUACCGUUUGGACUGGGCUCGAGAACGUGCUUGGGCCGGCAUAUUUCUACGCUUGAAAUGUACAAAUUGAUCCCCGAGCUAGUCAGAAAGUUCGACUUCGAACUAGACAUGGCCACGAGCAACUGGAAGACGAGGAAUUAUUGGUUUGUGAAGCCAAUAGAUUUCCGAGUCCGGGUCAAAUCUUGCUUGUGA